AUGAAGAAGGGCAAAAAGAAGAAGCCAGAGUCUAAACGCCGUGGCUCCAACUCACGGCGCUGUAGCUCUGAUUCCACCUCAGGGCAGCCCAGCAUGCGCUCUGAGCCCACCCCCCAGCAGCCCUGCUCAGAGUCCACCCCCCAGCAGCCCAUCUCGGGGUCCACCCCACAGCAGCCCAGCGUGGGCUCCGUUGCACAGAGGCCUGUGAUCUGGGCCCUCCCAGCUCCCCAAACCAGCCAGUCAGCUCAGGGCCUGCUGACUCCGAACACUGGCACAAAAACAUCCCAUGGAUCCAAGAAAGCAGGGCCUCCGACUCGCCCCUUCUGUUCCUGUACCACUUGCCCCGGCAGCUCUGCUUGCUGGCGUCGUCUGGGCCUGUGCCACAGCCGCAUCUCCGAUGUCCUUCUGCCUCGGGCCUGGCUGACCGUGUCAGGGAGAGGAUUCCCAAACCUCCUCACCUUCUACAGAGGACCUGCAAGGAAGCACACCAGUCAUCGUAAUUCCCGUGCUCCAGGCUCUCGGGACUGCGGCUGUGGCUCUGGGUGCCCUAGCAACUGCCUACUACGUCAUUGAACUCCUGUGAACAAACCCCAGGCUCACGG
Molecule: messenger RNA, 602 nt
Organism: Myotis daubentonii (Daubenton's bat)
Lineage: Eukaryota; Metazoa; Chordata; Mammalia; Chiroptera; Vespertilionidae
Gene: SPATA3
Product: spermatogenesis associated 3
Source: RefSeq, a predicted model, not a curated record